Silurus meridionalis is the source of this 1894-nucleotide messenger RNA. RefSeq lists its product as uncharacterized. Lineage: Eukaryota; Metazoa; Chordata; Actinopteri; Siluriformes; Siluridae. The coding region runs from base 389 to 1717 and encodes 442 amino acids. The record is from RefSeq and is a predicted model, not a curated record. The transcript has 4 exons.
UAAUCUUUAUUUUUAUUGAUUUUUUUUAUAUUUGUAUUUCUCUGUCAUCUCAAUGUAAAGAGUCGACUCUGUUAGGAACCUGAUGGCUCUUCUGAUUUGACUCUUUAUUCGUGGCUGUUCAGGAUGCUAACAGUUAGCUGAGAUUAGCGCAGUGUUCAGAGUUACAGGGACCGAAACAGACUUUCACACAAGAGUUAAUACUGUCCAGGAGAAAGGGCUCAGGAAUAUUUAAUAACCACUACACAUCAAUACAGCACUGACUUUUUAUAAGAAAAUUAUUAUUUCACUGCGGAACUGCAGCUGAGAUACUCGCAUGAAGCUCAGGAGAUUUCCAUCAGGGUUUCAGGGUGUGUAAUGGUCACUUCCUCUGCCUGACUGAGGCAUCAUCAUGAUCAUGAAGCUCCACCAUGUGGUGCAGGUGUUGCUGUGGAGUGUGUGUGUGUGUGAUGUCAGCAGCAUGGUGAAGAUUGUAGCCAAUCAGACCACACCAAACCCUGAAAACUGCAUUGUGUCAAAGUGUCCUGUAGUUCCUGGUUCCUGUAACCGAGCGAUCUUCUCAGAGAAGGACUCCACCUGCAUAUUCCUGAGCUGUGAUGAUAACACAACCUGUGAUCUCUUCCUCAAGGAACUGGGAGAAAAACUUCAGAAUGAAGAAGCGAGAGCAGAUCCACCCCAUCCCUCUUCAGAUUCUCUGGAAAGCCCUGUGUCUCCAACACAAAGUGCCCCUUCUGCCUCGCUGUCUGCCUCUGCUGCCCCUGUAUCUCACCCUGGUCCACCUCCUGCUGCUGAUAGUAACUCUUCAGACGCCAGUGCAGGCAGAAAAACCAGAACGUUCACUCGGAGUGCAAACCUGGGGCAAGUCCUGAACAAGACCCUGCAGCAUGAAGACCAGAACAAGACCCUGUAUAAUGGACACCAGGGGCAACCCUCAGCCACACCUUCUGCCCCUACACCAACCUCACCACCACUUCCUGUGGCAUCUGUGGGGGCAGGAAACAUUUCCUUGACUGUUCCUAAAGAUCAAAAUAAAAAAGUGAACAAAACUGACCAACAUUCCACCACCACCUCCAUCACCACCUCCAUCACCACCUCCACCUCUCUCUCCACAUCCACCCCCACCUCUCUCUCCACCACCACCUCCACCUCUCUCCACCACCACCCCACCUCUAUCUCCACCUCUCUCCACCACCACCCCACCUCUCUCUCCACCACCACCUCCUCAGCCAAACCUGUGCUUUCUUCAAACUCCACAACUGUAACCACCAUCACCAUAGCAACAGUUACCCCAACAACCACCAAUACCACCACACCCACCACCACCAAUAAAGUUACCUCACUUCAAUCCGAAACCCAAACACAACCAACAUCUUCCACACCAUCACCCCCACCAACACAUCCUCCAUCCACUGCACCCCCAUUUCUGCCCUCUGUCACCCCGUCCACCCCUCCACCCCCUCAAACCAAUACCACAACCACCCCCAGAGUCGCUGAUGUUACCUCCGAUCAGGACAAAGCCAAAGUGCAGACAGCUGGAGGAGAGCUGGUGGGUCAUGUGGUGAACACCAGCUCUUUGAUCGCUGUGCUGAUCUUCGGCCUGCUCUUCUUCAUCGUCACAGUCAUCCUCUUCCUCAGACACGCCUAUGAGAGCUAUAAGAGGCGGGGCUACACGCAGAUGGACUAUCUCAUCAACGGCAUGUACGCUGACUCGGGGCUCUGACUCGUCUCGUCUCUUCUCGCCUCGUCUCUUCUCACCUCUUCUCGUCUCAAUACAAACUUUAUCUUAUUCUUUUAGCCAAACUAAUUUCCCAAGUCUUCAUCAUCAGGAGCUGUGAACACACACACACACACACACACACACACACACACACACACACACACACACACAGUGGAAGAG